CUACAACGCCCCUUAAAGGCGCAGCCAACGCUUCCCCAGCCAGGGCGAACCAAUUCUUCGGUUCCUGCCCCCAACUGCAGUAUGGAGUCGUCCCGGGGGGCGCCUGGGCCCGAGGCGGACUUUCUGGCUCCCGGGGAACCGCAAACCGUGAUUUUCGACAGCGGGCCGGGCCGAACGCCCUCUGAAAAGCCCUCAGGCCUCGGGCUGUCCGGGGAGGAAGAGGCCGAGAACGUUGGGGGCUCAAGCCGCUACCCUAGGGCGUCCUCGAAGACUUCGAGCUGCAGCUUCGUCCACCAGCCGGAAUGGGAGGCUCCAGAGGAAAAGCCGGGCCGCGGAGGGACGCCGUCUGGGGCGGGGAGCCGCCUGGGGGUGCUGGGUCCCGAGCACGACUCGCAUGGGUCUUCCCGGCGCAAGGACCCUGAACUGCCGGAGGACAAGCCUGUAUCCGAGAGGGUCUGCUGUCGAGGGAGCCCUGGAGGCGGCGGGAUGGAAGUUGAGCAGAAGGAAGACGACGAGGAAACGGCAGCAGCCGGCAGAACUGGCCGCUCGUUCUCCAGCCGCCUUCAGGACAGCCGCAGCCUGGACGGGCUGAGCGGGGCGUGCGGCGGCGGCACGGGGUCCGCAGGGGGUGCCGAGUCUGGAGCAGGCGGCGGGCGGCGCGCCACCAUCUCCAGCCCCCUGGAGCUCGAGGGCACGGUGAGCCGCCAUGGCGACCUCACCCACUUCGUCGCCAACAACCUGCAACUCAAGAUCCGUCUGAGCGGCGCCCCUCAACCUCCGCCGCCUGCCCCUGCUCGGCCUUGUUCAGCGCCCGCACCCACUCCGGCCAUCCCUCCCAUCGACCCCGACGUACUGCGGGACCUGGAGCGGCUGAGUCGGGAGCUGGGCUGCAGGGUAGACCGACUGCUUCGCGGGCUGGGUGGCGCGGUGCAGGAGCUGACAGCGCUAAGCGUGGGCUGCAUCCAGACCUACCGCGACGCCGUGGACUCCCUAGGCGAAGCUGUGGACAUGAGUAUCAAGGGCAUGUACACCCUGCUGGCUCGCUGCGAGGAGCUGGAGCGGGCUCUGCAGCCGGUUCAGGGGCUGGCGCGCCAAGUCCGGGAUAUCCGACGCACCCUGGAGGUGUUGGAAGCCCUGUGCAAGUGACCAGGAGGUCAGGAGAGGCCUGGCAAGGCCAGGGACCAGCAGGAUCCUAAGGAGCCCUAGUGGGACCUGCCCACUGAGGGGAGACCUAGAUAUUGGAGGCUCUUCUGGAUGCAUUUAGCAGGCCUGCGACCACUCGCUGGGCCUUAUGCAGGUGUAUAUGGGCAAGUUCUAAAGUCUCUCCUGGUGGGAGGGAAUGAUGAUCUGCUUCUGUUCAGUUGGCCAUCUGCAGCUACCUUGUUCUCCCAACUCUCUUCCCUAGUUAGAGCACCAUCUCUGGGAACCCAGGGCUUUUGGUCUGGGCUUGGGAGACCUGACUGCUAUAUGUGAUCAAGAAAGGAGAACAGAGGAGGCACCAGCCCCCACUGUGGCCACCCUGACCUCCAGUGGUCACAUCUCAGGUGACAGGGGCUAUGGGAGCUUGAGUGGUCCUUGACCGCAUACCAUACAGACAAGGAUGCAUGCUUGUAGAUGGUUAACCUCCUGCUUCUGCCCUCUGGCCCCCUACCAUCCUACUUCCCCAGCCAUAACCAGGGUGGAGCAAGAAGGAAUGUAUUGCACGGUAGAGGGGAUGAGUUGGGAGGGGUCUCACUGCUCUCAGGGUUCAGAUAGAAUUGUUGCUGGUUUUGAAGCCCACCUGUUGUGGAGUGUUCUAAUCAGUUUUGACUUUGAGUUUUUGUGGAAUUAAAGUGCUGCUGCUGCUAA
This is a messenger RNA of Camelus dromedarius (Arabian camel), 1848 nucleotides long. RefSeq names its product BLOC-1 related complex subunit 6 (gene BORCS6). Gene Ontology annotation, cellular component: BORC complex. The transcript has a single exon. Lineage: Eukaryota; Metazoa; Chordata; Mammalia; Artiodactyla; Camelidae. Bases 82 to 1146 code for a protein of 354 amino acids. The record is from RefSeq and is a predicted model, not a curated record. Gene Ontology annotation, biological process: lysosome localization.